AUGGAUGUGCCCAUCGCGGCCAAUGUUCUCGGUGUUCUAGGCGCAAUAUGCUGGUCCGUUCAGCUCAUUCCGCAAAUCAUCAUCAAUUAUCGCCGGCACGAUACCACUGGUCUACAGCCGACCAUGAUGCUGCUCUGGGCGUGCGCAGGCAUUCCAUUGGGAAUCUAUAACAUUGUCGAGAAUUUCAACAUUGCUCUCAAAAUCCAGCCGCAGAUACUGACGGCCUUGAGCCUCUUGACCUGGAUCCAAUGCAAAUACUAUGGGAACCGAUGGCCAUUGACCAAAUCGAUCUCGAUCGUGGUGCCUGUUGCAGCUGUCAUGGGCGGCAUUGAAUGUGGUCUCGUAUUCGCGUUGAGGAGAGCAAAAGAUAAUCAUACAGAGUGGCCCAUCACCUUCAUGGCCGUGCUAUCAGCUUGCUUCUUGUGUGCUGGUGUGCUGAGACACUAUUGGGAUAUCUACAAGGAACGGACAGUCCGGGGCAUCUCGUUCAUCUUUGUGGCCAUUGAUGCAACGGGAGACUUGACUUCAUUAAUCUCGGUGUUCUUCCAGCCAAAGUUGGACAUUCUCGGCAUGGUCAUCUACGGAUCUGAGCUGCUGUUAUGGUUGGGCGUGUUCGCCUGCGGGGGAUAUUUCAACCUCAGACCAUGGCUGCGGCAGCGACACAGUAAGCGUCACGUCACGAGAGAAGAGAAUGGAAGAGGAGGAAGCCGUCAACAUCCGGUAGGGACACAAGCAGACGAAGGCAGGGAGAUCGGUAGAUUGUCGAGACCUCCGUCGUCAUCCAGCACCGUGUUCAGGACGGCUUCCGGAGAGGGCAGCAGCAGGCAAAGUGUUUCCGGGCCGGUGAGGUUGCGGGCCGUGACAAGUCGUGAGGGUCGUCCUGAAGCUUGA
This is a messenger RNA of Exophiala spinifera, 891 nucleotides long. RefSeq lists its product as uncharacterized. The record is from RefSeq and is a predicted model, not a curated record. The transcript has 3 exons. Lineage: Eukaryota; Fungi; Ascomycota; Eurotiomycetes; Chaetothyriales; Herpotrichiellaceae. The coding region runs from base 1 to 891 and encodes 296 amino acids.